CUUAAACCUCAUUGUCGCACUGGGUGUGCCAUAGCUCGGGGAAGAGGGGGAGGUUUGCGUUUUCUGGACACUGCAUUUUGAUUUUCUAAAACUUGUGCAUUAGUACUGUCUGUUUUUUCAAGAGGCCUUCGACACCUGGAACUCCACUCCACCACCCUGCCAACCGUGUCAGAUAGGACUUGGACCCGGAGAACAGCACAUCAUCCCCCUACGUUCACCAUGUCUGCCGACCCUGCUGCCGAGCUGCCUUUCUUUUAUGGCAGCGUCAGUCGGGUGGAGGCCGAGGAACAGUUGAAGCUGGCCGGGAUGGCCGAUGGGCUCUUCCUGCUACGACAGUGUCUUCGAAGUCUCGGGGGUUACGUCCUCUCGCUAGUGUGGAACCUGGAGUUUCACCACUACCCCAUAGAGAAACAGCUGAAUGGGACGUACUGCAUCACAGGAGGCAAAUCUCACUGUGGGCCAGCGGAGCUCUGUGAGUUUUACAGCAUGGAUCCCGAUGGACUGGCGUGCAACCUGAGGAAACCCUGCCUGCGCUCCCCGGACACCCCCAUACGGCGGGGGGUGUUUGACAGCCUAAGGGAAAACAUGCUGAGGGAGUAUGUGAAACAGACCUGGAACCUGGAGGGAGAGGCUAUGGAGCAGGCCAUUAUCAGUCAAGCUCCUCAGCUGGAGAGGCUGAUCGCCACUACGGCCCAUGAGAAGAUGCCCUGGUACCACGGUAAAAUCACACGCAAGGAGAGCGAGAGGCGCCUUUACUGCGGGGCGCAACCAGAUGGCAAGUUCCUAGUAAGAGACAGAGACGAGACUGGUACCUUUGCCCUCUCAAUAAUGUAUGGGAAAACAGUCUACCACUACCAGAUCCUCCAUGACAAAUCAGGAAAGUACUCCAUGCCGGAGGGGACCAAGUUCGACACUGUGUGGCAGCUGAUUGAGUACCUCAAGAUGAAGUCUGACGGCCUUGUGACUAUCCUCAGGGAAGCGUGCCUCAACAAAGCCACUAUACAGACACCUGUCCUCCCAUCGGCACGACGGCCCGCAGCACCUAGGUACACACCGCCCCCUGGAGGUCUUGGGAUUGCCACGAAGCCACUCAGCCCCAUACCUGCAAAUACUGAGGUCCUGCCCAUGGACUGCGCUGAGUUUGUCAACCCGUACCAUAACCCCAAUGAUCUGAAGAAGUUUUACAUCCAGAGGGAACAGCUGAUGAUCGAUGAGGUCGAGCUGGGCUCUGGAAAUUUUGGAUGUGUCAAAAAGGGGGUCCUGAAAACUGACAAGGGCCAGAUAGAUGUGGCCAUAAAGGUAUUGAAGAAUGACAAUGAAAAGCUGGUGCGGGAGGAGAUGAUGAGAGAGGCUGAGAUCAUGCACCAGCUUGACAACCCUUACAUCGUCCGCAUGCUGGGCCUGUGUCAAACAGACGCGCUGAUGCUGGUCAUGGAGAUGGCCUCCGCUGGACCUCUCAACAAAUUCCUCUCCAGCAAGAAGGAAUCUGUGACUACAGAGAACAUUGUUAACCUGAUGCACCAGGUGUCAAUGGGAAUGAUGUAUCUGGAGGAAAAAAACUUUGUGCAUCGAGACUUAGCAGCUCGCAACGUCCUGCUGGUCAAUCAACAGUUUGCCAAGAUCAGCGACUUCGGGUUAUCUAAGGCCCUGGGUGCAGAUGACAAUUAUUACAAGGCUCGUACAUUAGGAAAAUGGCCGCUGAAGUGGUAUGCUCCAGAAUGCAUCAAGUUCCACAAGUUCUCCAGUAAAGGUGAUGUCUGGAGUUUUGGGGUCACCAUGUGGGAGGCCUUCUCCUAUGGAGGAAAACCUUACAAGAAAAUGAAAAUUCCAGACGUAAUACGCCUUAUUGAAAACGGUGAACGAAUGGAAUGUCCAGCCAAAUGUCCGGAGCAAAUUUAUGCCGUGAUGAAGGACUGCUGGACAUACAAACAUGAGGAACGUCCAGACUUCAAGAAGGUUGAGGGAGCCAUGAGGACCUACUAUUACUCCAUAUCCAACAAGGGCCAGCCUGAGGGACAGACAGAAGCUGCUACGCCUAUCAAGUAGAGACAAACAAGGGACGUUCUGUCCCAGUGCUGCACAAUGUAUCCUUUCAAUUAAGCAUCGACAAGCAAAAACAAAGAGCUUCUUAUGAACUGUUCACACCGACCAGAUUCAGCUACAGUGCCAUCAAAACUAAACAAGCCUCAGCGAUACUAAAUGCAUGUUUGUAAAUUGUAUUUAAAUGUGUCAUUCAAGCAUGAUGAAUCGGUGUGUGUUUGGAUGUGAGGUGGAGAAACUGUCAUCAACACAAUGAUGAAUAAAUUCAUUUU
Messenger RNA from Lampris incognitus (smalleye Pacific opah), 2312 nucleotides. Its product is annotated as tyrosine-protein kinase ZAP-70. The record is from RefSeq and is a predicted model, not a curated record. Gene Ontology annotation, molecular function: non-membrane spanning protein tyrosine kinase activity; signaling receptor binding; ATP binding. NCBI's taxonomy places the organism in Eukaryota, Metazoa, Chordata, Actinopteri, Lampriformes, Lampridae. The coding region runs from base 220 to 2046 and encodes 608 amino acids. Gene Ontology annotation, cellular component: extrinsic component of cytoplasmic side of plasma membrane; cytoplasm. The transcript is spliced from 13 exons. Gene Ontology annotation, biological process: intracellular signal transduction; cell differentiation; protein phosphorylation.